Molecule: messenger RNA, 1512 nt
Organism: Neomonachus schauinslandi (Hawaiian monk seal)
Lineage: Eukaryota; Metazoa; Chordata; Mammalia; Carnivora; Phocidae
Product: cytochrome P450 11B1, mitochondrial-like
Exons: 9
Coding region: 1-1512 (503 amino acids)
Biological process (GO): cellular response to peptide hormone stimulus; aldosterone biosynthetic process; glucocorticoid biosynthetic process
Cellular component (GO): mitochondrial inner membrane; mitochondrion
Molecular function (GO): corticosterone 18-monooxygenase activity; steroid 11-beta-monooxygenase activity; heme binding
Source: RefSeq, a predicted model, not a curated record
AUGGCAUUCAGGGCAAAGGCACGAGGGUGGCUGGCAGGGCGCUGGCUGUCCCUGAGCUGGGCACGCGCACUGGGCACCAGAGCCGCUCCGGCCGCCAAGGCGGUGCUGCCCUUCGAAGCCAUACCCCAGUGUCCCGGCAACAAGUGGAUGAGGGUGCUGCAGAUCUGGAAGGAGCAGGGCGCUGAGAACUUCCACCUGGAGAUGCACCGGACCUUCCAGGAGCUGGGGCCCAUUUUCAGGUAUGACGUGGGAGGGACGCACAUGGUGCACGUGAUGCUGCCCGAGGACGUGGAGAGGCUGCAGCGAGUGGAGAGCCCUCAGCCCUGGCGGCCGCCCCUGGACCCCUGGCUGGCCUACCGACAGCAUCGUGGGCACAGAUGUGGCGUGUUCUUGCUAAAUGGGCCUGAAUGGCGCUCGAACCGACUGAAGCUCAACCCAGACGUGCUGUCGCCGCAGGCCGUGCAGAAGUACAUCCCCAUGGUGGACGGGGUGGCGAGGGAUUUCUCAAGGGCACUGAAGUCGAGAGUGCUGCAGAAUGCCCGGGGGAGUCUGACCCUGGACAUCCAGACAAGCAUCUUCUACUACACCAUAGAAGCAAGCAAUUUAGCCCUUUUUGGAGAGCGGCUGGGCCUCCUCGGCCAUAGCCCCAGUCCUGCCAGCCUGAACUUUAUCCGGGCUCUGGAGGCCAUGUUGAAGUCCACCGCACAGCUCAUGUUCAUGCCCAGGGGCCUAUCACGCUGGACAAGCACCAAGGUGUGGAAGGAGCACUUCGAGUCCUGGGACUACAUCUUCCAGUAUGCCAACAAUGCUAUCCAGAAGAUCUACCAGGAGCUGGCCCUCGGCCGCCCGCAGCACUAUAGCGGCAUCGUGGGGGAGCUGCUGAUGCACGCAGACAUGACCCUGGAGUCAGUCAGGGCCAACUCCAUCGAUCUCACCGCCGGGAGCGUGGACACGACGGCCUACCCCUUGUUGAUGACUCUCUUCGAGCUGGCUCGGAACCCUGACGUGCAGCAGGCCCUACGCCAGGAGAGCCUGGUGGCCGAGGCCAGGAUCGCUGAGAAUCCCCAAAGGGCAACCACAGAGCUGCCCCUGCUGCGGGCGGCCCUCAAGGAGACCUUGAGGCUGUACCCCGUGGGUAUCUCAGUGGACCGACAGGUGGGCUCGGACGUGGUGCUGCAGGACUACCACAUCCCGGCAGGGACCUUGGUCAAGGUGCAGCUCUACUCCCUGGGUCGAAACCCCUCUGUGUUCCCGAGGCCCGAGCGCUAUCAUCCCCAGCGCUGGCUGGACAACAGGAGCUCUGGCACCAGGUCCCCCAACCUGGCCUUCGGCUUUGGCCUGCGCCAGUGCCUGGGGCGGCGCCUGGCAGAGACAGAGAUGCUGCUUCUGCUGCACCACGUGCUGAACAACUUCCUGGUGGAGACCCUAACACACGAGGAUGUAAAGAUGAUCUACCAGUUCAUACUGAUACCCUCCACCCUCCCCCUCCUCACCUUCCGGGCCAUCAGCUAG